AUGGGCGGCCCCGUCGCCGCUAACCUCCCUACGCGGCCCCGUUGCCGCCCCUACGCGGCCCCGUCGCCGCCCCUACGCGGCCCCGUCGCCGCCCCUAGCGGCCCAGUAGACGCUCCCCUCCCUACACGGCCCCGUCGCCGCCCCUACGCGGCCCCGUCGCCUCCCCUACGCGGCCCCGUCGCCGCCCCUAGCGGCCCCGUCGCCGCCCCUAGCGGCCCCGUCGCCGCCCCUAGCGGCCCCGUCGCCGCUGACAUUCCUACGCGGCCCCGUUGUCGUCCCUACGCGGCCUCGUUGCCGCCCCUACGCGGCCCCGUUGCCGCUCCUAGCGGCCCCGUCGCUGCUCCCCUCCCUACGCGGCCCCCGGCCCCGUCGCCGCCCCUACCCGGCCCCGUCGCCGCCCCUAGCAGGCAGACGAGCCGCCCAGCAGAAGCAGCCGCCCCUGGAGCAGCCGCCAUUACAGCAGCCGCCCCUGGAGCAGCCGCCACUGCAGCAGCCGCCCCUGGAGCAGCCGCCACUGCAGCAGCCGCCCCUGGAGCAGCCGCCACUGCAGCAAUCGCCCUUGGAGCAGCCGCCACUGCAGCAGCCGCCCCUCGAACAGCCGCCACUGCAGCAGCCGCCCCUCGAACAGCCGCCACUGCAGCAGCCGCCCCUGGAGCAGCCGCCCCUGCAUCAGCAGCCCCUGAAGCACCCGCCACUACAACAGCCGCCCCUGGAGCAGCCACCACUGCAGCAGCCGCCUCUAGAGCAGCCACCCCUGGAGCAGCCACCACUGCAGCAGCCGCCCCUGGAGCAGCCGCCACUGCAUCAGCCGCCCCUGGAGCAGCCGCCCCUGAAGCAGCCGCCACUGCAGCAGCCGCCCCUGGAGCAGCCGAACUGCCCUGUCCGUACUGCUGUUACUGCUGCUCUUACUACUGCUGCUCUUUCUACUACUACUGCUGCUCCUGGCGUGGCCAGAUGCAGCUCCAGCGUCGCCCGCGUGAGUCCCUCACCCCCCAACAGCUUCGUGAGUGUGCCGAGGGAGUCUAUCACCUGUGUGUGCCGCCUGACCCCGGUAUCCAGUCUGCUGCUCUAGGUGCUGGUGAGGCUGCUGCUCUAGGUGCUAGUGCGUCUGCUGCCCCAGGUGCUGGUGAGUCUGCCCUCUCAGAUGCCACGUCGGCUCAGGCCUUACACACCUUCACCCUUGACUCGGGUGAUUCCCGCUCCUUCUUUCGAGACCGCACCACUCUUACGCCGCUUAGUCGGCCGGUUGCGGUCUCCCUGGCGGACCCCUCUGGGGGUCCUGUCCUUGCUAGCUUCUCCACUGUCUUACCGUGCCCGGCAGCCCCCUCUGGCACCCUUUCUGGUCUCUACCUCCCCUCGUUCUCUACGAACUUUGUGAGUGGAGCUGAUCUACAGGAUAGGGGGGUUGACCAGUUCACUCCUGCGAGUCAGCGGGUGACCCACUGCACGUGUGCUCGGACAGGCCGACACUUGGCCACGUUCACCCGUUGGCCGGGGUCUCCUUGCUAG
Messenger RNA from Closterium sp. NIES-65, 1509 nucleotides. The record is from the annotation of a GenBank genome assembly. Lineage: Eukaryota; Viridiplantae; Streptophyta; Zygnematophyceae; Desmidiales; Closteriaceae.